UGGUCAAAUAUCUAACAAUUGGUUCGUACAUUAUUGGACAAGUUCAAAACAAGACACCAACUUAACGCAGCCGUGUUUUGCUUCCUUCUCGAAACACCCUACUUUCUCAACUCUUUCCAUCACACGCCUACGUUUCUUUACUUCAAUUCCUUUCUUUCAUUUCUUCUCUCUAUAAUUCCUAUUCUCCCUUAUUGCUACAGUGCUACCGACAGAACCAAGAUUCCUGAUUAGUUUGUAAUUUUAGAUUGUGAAUUUUUCUUUGGUUGUUGAUUUGAGAAAAGUAUGAGUGCGAAUCUAAGAAAUGGAAGUGAGAGUUCCAGCUCGAGUUUGAACAGCAGUUUUCAUGACACGGAGGAUGAUCAAACCAUUGCAAGAAUAUUAGCAGAAGAGCAAACUCUCAAUACAGGUAGUAGCAGACAGCUUGGGAGGCGACUUUCCCAUUUAGAUUCUAUUCCGCAUACUCCGCGUGUUAAUGGAGAGAUUCCUGAUGUCAAUGACGCGACACUUGACCAUGAGACGCUAUCUGAAAGGUUGGUUACAUAUGGCCUGUCAGAACUACAGAUGGAGGGCGAUGGAAAUUGUCAGUUCCGAGCUCUAGCUGAUCAGUUGUUCCGCAAGCCUGAUUAUCAUAAGUAUGUGAGAAGGCAGGUUAUUAAGCAGCUAAAGCAUCAAAAAAAAUUGUAUGAAGCUUAUGUGCCAAUGGAAUACAAAAGCUACAUAAAGCAGAUGAAAAAAUCAGGAGAGUGGGGAGAUCAUGUUACUCUACAAGCAGCUGCAGACCGGUUUGACGCCAAGAUUUGCUUAGUGACCUCUUUCAGAGACACUUGCUAUAUCGAGAUCCUUCCGACUAACAAAAGGCCCACAAGAGAGUUAUGGCUAAGCUUUUGGAGUGAAGUGCACUAUAACUCAUUGUACACAAAUGGAGAUGUUCCUACUAGACAUCCAAAGAAAAAGUAUUGGCUCUUCUAGACAAAUGGAAGAUUAUGAAAUCACAAGAAGAACUACUGAUUAUAUUAUUUUAAAAAACUAAUUGUCAUUACCCUUAUGGGGAAAUAAGAUGAUGCAUCAUAACAUUUAGGUAAUUAUCAUAUUUGUACAUACUACAUCAUGCAAAGCAUAGCUAAACUCAAUGAAUUUAUCUAAACUUUCAUUGUACAGUCUGAUUUCCUGACAAGUAGAGUGCAAAAUAUUUGAGUUGCCUCUGUUUUUCA
Lathyrus oleraceus (garden pea) is the source of this 1211-nucleotide messenger RNA. Its product is annotated as OVARIAN TUMOR DOMAIN-containing deubiquitinating enzyme 11. The coding region runs from base 283 to 969 and encodes 228 amino acids. Gene Ontology annotation, molecular function: cysteine-type deubiquitinase activity. Gene Ontology annotation, biological process: protein deubiquitination. Lineage: Eukaryota; Viridiplantae; Streptophyta; Magnoliopsida; Fabales; Fabaceae. The transcript is spliced from 10 exons. The record is from RefSeq and is a predicted model, not a curated record.